Silurus meridionalis is the source of this 932-nucleotide messenger RNA. It is a transcript of the gene bida, whose product is annotated as BH3 interacting domain death agonist. The transcript has 4 exons. Gene Ontology annotation, biological process: positive regulation of extrinsic apoptotic signaling pathway; positive regulation of release of cytochrome c from mitochondria; apoptotic mitochondrial changes. The record is from RefSeq and is a predicted model, not a curated record. Gene Ontology annotation, cellular component: cytosol; cytoplasm; mitochondrion. NCBI's taxonomy places the organism in Eukaryota, Metazoa, Chordata, Actinopteri, Siluriformes, Siluridae. Bases 113 to 649 code for a protein of 178 amino acids.
CGGGAGAUGUGUGUGUGUGAGAAUAUGAGUGUGUAGGGAAGUAUGAGCAGCUGUGUAGCCCGAACUCUGAAAGGGAUUAACGAAUAGUACAAAGAAAAAGGCCAUAAACAGCAUGAUGGAUGCGUAUAGUCAAACCCCUCUCCUGUUCCUGGCAUUUCUCCAGAAAAGCUCUUGCCUGAACAGUGAGUUGCAGAGGGAGCUGGAGAAGCUGUGCUAUGCAGUGAAACAAGUCCUUGACACAGACAUCGAAUGUGAUGGGGAGCUUCAAACAGAUGGACACUCAUUUCAGACAGGUCUACUACAAGAUGUCCCUGAAAUUGGUAUCGUAUUACCAGUGCCUGCUGAAGAAGCAGAAGCAGUAAGGGAAGUGGCUCAGGAGCUUAUUAGAAUGGCAGAUGAAUUCAAUCACCUCAUUGUCUCUCAAGUGGCUGAGCAUCUGACCAAGAAACUCAGCAAGUCUUCUCAAGAGUGCUGGUGGAACUGCUUGUCUCAGGGUGUUGACCGCUUACUCAAGGACGUGCCUGGUGUGCACAGCGAGCAAAUGGUGAUGGCGCUCACCUUCACCGUGGUGAGGGCAAUCUGUGACCGUGCCCCUCGUCUGCUUCGCGACCUCUGUAACACCCUGAUGCAGUACACAGACCUGCAGUAGACCUCAGUGACGCGUUUCAUUUACUGCCAAGUGUUGCCUAAAUCUUUAAACUGAUGUUUGUUUGUUUACAAAUUUUACAUGUUUCCUUUUUUUCUUAGUAGAUGAAUAUACAUAAUGUUUUUUUGUUUCAUGUGUGAAUCUUUUUUCCUGAUGUUUGAAUUUAUUGUUAAAAAGUAAAAACAAAUGGAUGAAUUGUAAUUUUUUUUUUACUUUUUUUAUAUAAACAAAUAUAUAAUUUAACAUCUUUAACUAAAUGCAUUGUAAAUUACAAACCUUGAAUUUU